Molecule: messenger RNA, 5300 nt
Organism: Spodoptera exigua (beet armyworm)
Lineage: Eukaryota; Metazoa; Arthropoda; Insecta; Lepidoptera; Noctuidae
Source: the annotation of a GenBank genome assembly
CUUUUUCUUAUCUGUGGCUAGUCAUUGUAAUGGUUGAAAAUUUGACAUGUAAUAAAAUUUACGAAUUAUAUUCGUAAUAUUUUGAGUGUUUUUCUCCAAUAAUUAUGUGACUUUUCAGUUGAUUUCUUUAUUAAAACGUUUCCUAAGUGGUUUAAGUAUUGUAUCUCAUUCAUCUUUUUUAUAAUUUGGUCUUAAGAAUUAAGUGUUACAAUGGAUAAUUCUGCUAUACAAACAUUGGAGGCGGCUGCUCAGAUGUUGAUGGCACCACCACAAAUGGUGACAUCUGAGCAACGUCACCAAGCUGAGAGUGUUUUUCUCGAAUUUCGAAGCACCAAGAACCCUUAUCAACUGUGUCGAGAAAUUUUAGAGAAAUCUACAUCGGACUAUGUACUGUUUGAGGCAGCUGGUUUACUAAAAGCUGCUCUUAUUAGAGAAUGGACACUACUUUCAGAUAGUGAUGUUUGCUCAUUGCGCGAAUAUUUAUUAAACUAUUUAUUGAGAAAGGAGGUGCCACCAUUUUUAAGGGAAAAGCUUUUGCAGACAAUUGCUAUAAUUAUUAAAAGAGGCAGCAUUGAUGAUGGAGGAAGAGAGAGGAAAAAUUUGAUUGCUGAAUUAGAAAAGAUUAUCCUUAGCUCACCAAUUAGUCAGCAGAAGUUAGCCUGCUCACUUAUAUUGGCAAUUAUGCAAGAAUUCGCAAUAACAGUUAAAUCAGCUGAUGUGGGCUUAAUCUGGGAGGUCCAUUUUCGACUGAAAAAGUCUUUUGAAGCAUUAGAUUUAAAAAGGAUAUUCAGGUUUACUGUGGGAGUUCUAGAACAAAUAGUUCGGUCUGGGCAUAGGCCAGAAGGAGAACAAGCUUUACUGACAAAGCAAUUACUGACUAUUGUGGAGACUGUGCUAUGUUGGAGUCAUGUAUCUCCAUUAUUGUCGAAAAGAUUGAUUGGUGCUUUUGAAGCUAUUUAUGAAAGCGAUACCGCUCCUGCACUACGACUAAGCCUGAGCUGGCGAGAUACGAUAAUGCAACCUGAACUCCUUGCAUUGUUCUUUGAGAUACACAUGUAUGUGAGGUCCAAUCCUGACUUAGCUAGCCCGUCUCUCACGUGCUUAGUGCAGUUAGCUAGUCUUAGUGGCGUAGUGGUAUCUGCAAGUAACUUAAAACAGCAGUAUUUGGAGAACUAUGUGAACAGUUUCCUGAAUAUGAUGGCGUACAUACAGCCGGUUGAGAGAGAAAUGCUUGGGAUAUCUGAUAUAUACCGGCGAUUGAUUCAGUUCUUCGCGCCGACGAUGAUAGCUGCGACACCACCAGCGUUUCUUCAGAACUUGACAAAUCUUACAUGUCACUGUAUUAGAGGGUCGGUUAUUGAAGAAGGUGUAAACGAUGACACAGUUUGGAGAGAGUCGUUAAACAAGUUCCUUCAUAGUUGGAGCUCAUUAGUGCAUGAAUCUGAUGGAUACUCUAAUGAGACGUUAAUGAAUCCCUGUAUUGAAGUAUUCAAUACUUACCUACAGAGCCGACUGGCGCCACCUGAUGGCACAAGGCCUCCGGAUACAGAGGAAGAUAUCAAGGACGAAUUGGAAGAAGAUGAGCGUAAACUGCACAGCAAUGUACUGAUGACCAUUGGGGCCAUAGCUCGCAAGGCGCCAGCUCAUUGUUGCCAUGUCCUCUUUACAUUACUUCAGGAUCGGAGUAAACGGUUAGAAAGUCAACUCCAGUUGAUGCAUAUGGGGAAACUGCCAAUCAGUGGAGGAGGUCACUUAGUCACUCUAUUUGAAGAUCUCCACUGGAUACUCAUGAUGACAGGCCAUUUCCUUGCCGUUGACUGCACAGAAGGCGAGACUGUAAUGAUUCCUUCGGAGAUCAUUCACUUCAGUUUGAGGGAGAACGCCAAUAUCGAUGCCUCACUUCGAUACCUGGUCGGGGAAACAACAAACACUGAAAAUGUUGAUUCUGUUCUCAAGCUUAUUGGUGAAAUUAUGCGUAUAAAUGCGUGGGAAUGUGCAGCUUUGGAAGCUGGGUUGGGCAGUGUUUUCAGUCCAGAACUGUCCGCUACCAUCUCAUGGUUGCUCAAAAUAUGGGCUAACUCUUACUUGAUGCCACAGGCGUCUGUUUAUUCUGAGAUGUCCCCGAUUCUGGCGUGUGCGUUCGGGCGCGGGUCCCGCGGCGUGUCGUGGGUGGUGUCCCGGCUGGCGGGGCGCGCGGCCGCCUGCCUGCGGCACCACGCCGCGCAGCCCGCCGCCGCCGCGCAUGCCACGCAACUACUCACCACGCUCGCUCACUCACACCACAAGCAAAACCCACUAGCGACGUGUGAGGAAUUCCUUGCACUGUUGCAAUGGGAAGCGGGCGCAUGCAACUUGCCGGGAGAAUUAAGAAAGGAGUUACACAGAGCCUUCGCUAUCGCCGCUACUUAUGCCGAAGGUGAUGUCCGGAAUCGUCUGUUAUCAAGCACAGUGUCCCUGCAAGAGAAGUUAAUGAAUUUAAUAAACAUGGAGUCAGACACGGAACCUGUACGCAAUAUGCUCGCUGAUACACUCGACUGCUUUAUUGGUGUCACUGACGGCGUGCUUGAGGUGGGAACAAUGGACGAACAGUUUAUGAUGUUAAUUGGUGCCUUAGACAAGAUACCAGGGAUCAUAUUUAGAUAUCACAACUAUCCCGGAGUAGUGUUGCCAGCGUUGAACUUAUUAGCUAAAAGCGCUAAACGGAUGCUGCAUUCAGUACAACCUCAGAAUGUGAAUAAGUUCUUGGAAAUAUGUAACACGACAUUUGAAGUGUAUAUGAGGUGGAACUCUGGUAAAAUAUCAAGUAUUCCUCAAGAUGCUGAGGAAGAGGCGUAUGAGGACAUUUGCGCGUUGAUGGAGGUGAUCUGUAGCGUGGCGCGGUGCGGGGGCGCGGGCGACACUUGCGCGCGCGGCCUGCGUCUGCUGCUGCCGCUGGUGACGCCGCCGCUGCUGGCGCUGCCCGGCCUCGCCGCCGCCGCCUACCGCAUGCUGCGGGACCUCGACAACGCUGACCAGCUAACUAAUCUACCGAUAGACGACUUCAACAUGGUGGUGACAGCGCUACGCGUGGGACUUACAGCGGUGUCCUGCGACGUAUCCACUUUAUGCUGCGAUACUAUUGUAGGAUUGUCUAAUAAAGUGCGAACUCUAGGCGAUGAUAACCCAUACGCAUUGUCCCUUCUAACUCUUGCAGAGUUAUUACUCAUGCUGAUUAUUAAAGUUGAAAUACCUCCGGAUUCAAUACCUGCUGCAGGAGCCGCUAUAUAUUCCCUCACUUGCGUUAAACCAGCUCUACUAGAAGGUCUGGCGCGACAGCUCAUAGAAGCGUACGCUGUGAAUGAUCCCACUAACGUACCGCGGCUAGAGGAAGCUUUCGGCGUCCUAACAAAUGGAGUCCUCUUUGACGGCCUGAGGACUCACAAACUCAGAUUCCAAGAUAACUUUGACAAGUUCCUAGCAAGUGUACACGGUUUUCUUAUCGUGAAAUAAAAAAAUAUUUAUAGCCACCAUUUGCUGGCGAGAUAAUAUUCAAAAUAUUUGCAUAGCUUUGCCGGCGACUAACGCCUUUUACAAUCCUGUCUCAAGGAUUUGACGCAGAAAAUGCGGUUUCAACGAUUCUAUAUUAUCGUUAUGUACUGAAAGAGAACCAAAUUGGUGCAAAUGUUGUCUUCAGUUUUGUUUUGCAAGCGCGAUUGUUGCGACUCGAAUGUUUGAUAUAUCAAAUAGUUAAGUUUAUUGUUUUAAAGUCCUUCCCUGGGCUGUGUCAAAUGUAAACACUAUUGUGUCUAGAUUAUAGUUUGUUAUGACUUAUGACAUUUUCUUAAGUGCCAUUAGGAAAAAUGCAAUAUUGAUUUCGUAAAGUUGUUUUGAAGAAAUAUUAUGGCCUAAGAUUGCACAGGGUGCUGUCGUUAAUUGACUGUACUGUCCUUAUGCAAUAUUAUUUCGUAAAUUGAAAUAAUUUUAAUUUUAUAGUUUUGACGCUUGUUCUGCAAUCUUAUGUUCACAACGAAGUUAGUAUGGAUUUAUAAAUGUGGUUGUGAAUGAAAAUGCAGAAGAUUUACUGUGGUAUUAUAUAUUUCGUAGGUAUAAAUGAUGAGUACACUUUUAGUACUUAUUGCUAGUUAGAGAAAUUGUGAUUUCUAUCGAGCUGAGCACUCAAUUAUUAUUGUAAGAGGAAGGUCCUUAGCACUUUUAUAUUUAUUGCAGGUUUUACUCCGUCUUUAUAUUAAAUUAGUAAACAAAUUAAAUAUUGUCUUCUUGUCAACUUGUUCUUAUAAAAUGUAGAUAAUAUUGAACUUUGUCGUAUAAACUUGAAAGCUUACAAUUUAAAAAUACAUUGUUGUGAAAUUUUCAAUUUAAUUUAUAAUUUUUUAAGUGUAGGUACUUAAUAAGUACAUUUUUUUAUUCUUUAGUCUGUUACAUUGAAAUUAAUGAGAGUCAAGUCCUAAGAUUUACUUGUUCAAGAAUGGUUUAGUUAUAAUAUUUAAUUAGAAUAGUAAAUUUUCCUAGCUGAUCAAAGAAUGCAGCGUUUUUUGAUGGUCCUAUCAGAUAAAAUAUAAUUAUAGAAACAUUUGCUCUUUAUGAAAUAACAUUUUCUUAUAAUGUUAAAAAAUAUAUUUUCCUGUACACCUGUUGACAAAGUAACUUUAGAAUCCACCUAGUUAUUUAUUUUUGUAAAAUAUAAUACUAGAUUCAGUUACAUUUCUUAAAAUAGUAAGUAUUAAAACUAUGCUUAUAUGAUGCCAAUAUGAAUAAUGUGUUUAAUUAUUAUUUUACUAAGUUACUUUUUGUUUUACAUAAUCAGACAUAACCUACAUAUGAAUGAAGAAUAUUUAUUGUACAGAACAUAAUUCCGAGGUAUUCUAGUGAUCUGUAUAUUUAUAGGGAAAAAACAUAUUUUCUUAAUAUAGAAAAGAAAUACAUUAAAAAGAAUACAGAUACAAUUUCCUUAAAUUAAAUUGUAAGUGCCCUAAAGCCUAUUAGAACAACCUUUAUAUAAUUUGUCUUUAUACAAUACUGUUACUGAUAUCAUUAGAAAAGCUUGGAUUUUAAAUACAUACUUAUUUGACUUCAGUUUCUUCAUAAAAUUCAUGGUAAAGAUUCUUUAAUUUCGAAAAAAUGUUUCUACCCAUUGUUUUGUAAACCUUUAGCUAGGAGACAUUUUGUAAAUACUCAAAACAUGUUUUAAUACCUUUGAUGGGUGCAUAAGUCUUCUUUUUGAAAUUGUCAGUAUCAAUUUAAUUAAAUUGUACAAAUUUUAUAAAAUUAUAGUAUGUUUCAUUUGUAGUUUUAGAAACCUU